Aspergillus melleus is the source of this 684-nucleotide messenger RNA. RefSeq lists its product as uncharacterized. The record is from RefSeq and is a predicted model, not a curated record. Bases 1 to 684 code for a protein of 227 amino acids. NCBI's taxonomy places the organism in Eukaryota, Fungi, Ascomycota, Eurotiomycetes, Eurotiales, Aspergillaceae. The transcript is spliced from 2 exons.
AUGUUCUCUUCCGCCGCCACGGAUACUCUGCCCGCCCGGUUCAGGGAAUAUAGUGGGGAUAAGACUCGAGAUGUCGCGAUUGCUUUUAUUGUAAUCGAAAUUAUUGCAGUCGGGCUACGGUACCUGGCUUUUAUGCUAAGCGAGAAAAGCUUCGGCAUCGAUGAUAUUUUGAUGAUCCCCGGAUUGAUCCUUUGCUUGGCGCUGAAUACUUCGGCUUUGAUUGGUAUCCGCCUAGGCCGUGUCGGCUAUCAUCUCGACGUCGUGAAAGCCCUCUACCCCGAGGCGAUGGUCCCAUGGGCCAAGGUCCUGGUCGUGACGCCUAUCGUGUACUCAGCUGCCUGUAUGGUCCCCAGAGUGGUGAUCCUGACUCUUUAUCUACGCAUAUUCCCCGAGAAGAAAUACCGGAUUGCCUGUUAUGUCUUGAUCGCGGUGGUUGUCGCUCUGGGCGUCGCUGAUAUCCUAACGGGUGCUUUCGAGUGUAUCCCGAUCGCGUAUCUUUGGGAUAAAAGUAUCCCUGGGGGACGGUGCAUCGAUCUCACGCAGUUCUUCCAUUAUGGGACCCUGCCGAAUGUGUUUGUCGACUUGCUUAUGCUAAUCCUGCCGCAGCCAAUUAUUUGGAAGUUGCAGACUAGCAAGCAGGUUAAGGUUGGGCUGGCGGCUACUAUAUUGACGGGGAGUGUGUAA